GUGCCCUGACCAAGAAUCGAACCUCGAUCUCCUGGAUCAUAGGUUGAUGCUCAAUCGCUGAGCCACGCCAGUCGGGCUCAAAAAGUUCUUAAUGUGAACACUCAAGAAGAAGAAUCACAUAAUUUAACCAAAGUAUUAAAUAUUUUUCCUUUUAACCCUAAGUUAGAAGAAGCACAGUGGAACAUUAAUUUUUAAACAUACUACUAAUUUUUUGGUUUUGUUGAAUUUAUAUUAUCAAAAUUGUUACCAGGCUCACAAACUUUGAGAAAAUUUAUAAUGGGAAAAUCAUUUUUAACACUGGAAGUAUUUAAUUAUGGUUUGACCUUAGAAGACCACAAUCUAUUGGUCUUUUAGUGGGUAGAUAGAAAACAGGCUAGAACAUAGAUACAAAAUAUAAUAGAGAAAAGGGAUGAAAUGCCAUUUAAUGUAUGGGAUUUUGUGAUAAUAUACAAAUAUGUAUGGUUAAGACAGAUCUUUGAAGCAAAUAUAUGUAUACUAAAUAAUUAUAGUGACAAAUAACAAGAAAUAUAUAAUCAUAUGUUAGCUUACACAAAGUACCAUGGGAGUACAGCAUUGAGAACCAUAAAUACCACCCAAAAACAUGGAGGAAGGCUCCACAGAGAAGGCAUUUAUUUUUUGGGACAGGUCACCGUUGCCAUAAAAACUAAAAUACAAUUUUAGAAAUUCAUACUUAAUUCAUUAAUUUUUCUCAACUUUAAUGAUGAAUUUACCAGUCAAAAGAGUGUGGUGUUUACUUUUAAAUCUCUAAAAAUCAUGACUAAUUAAAAUGAGCUUUUAAAAACAGGUAGAUCUCAUAACACCGAAAAUGCAAUUUAUAAUAUAGCAAAACUAAAUACAGUAACAAUUUAGAAUGACCUAUUAAGUCAGUUGUUCAUUUCUUUGAUUUCACUUAGUAUUGAUCUAACUCGUGUGGAAGGUUACAUUAGGACAAGUUUACACAGCUUAAUGAUUAACUAUAUUCACCUGCCAACCUUACCGUUCAUGUGGCAAACAGUGGUAUAUAUAGAGUUUAGAAAUCUAGGUCUGCUUACAAGAGAAAUCUUGUCCAAAAUUCAUUGAUUCAUUGAAAUUUAAUAAUUAAGAUAAAAAUGUAUACGAUUAAGCUUUUUCUUUUCAUUGUUCCUCUAGUUAUUUCUUCCAGAAUUGACCAAGACUAUUUUUCAUCACUUGAUUCUAUACCUCCUCAGACAAAAUCAAGAUUUGCUAUGUUAGAUGAUGUAAAACUUCUAGCCAAUGGCCUUCUUCAGUUAGGACAUGGUCUUAAAGACUUUGUCCAUAAGACUAAGGGCCAAAUUAAUGACAUAUUUGAAAAACUCAACAUAUUUGAUCAGUCCUUUUAUGAUCUAUCACUGCAAACUAAUGAAAUCAAAGAAGAAGAAAAGAAACUUAGAACUACCACCUCCAAACUACAAGUCAAAAAUGAGGAAGUCAAGAAUAUGUCACUUGAACUCAACUCGAAACUUGAAAACGUCCUAGAAGAAAAAUUUCUACUUCAACAAAAAGUGAGGUAUUUGGAAGAGCAAUUAACCAAUUUAAUUAAAAAUCAACCUGAAAUUCAGGAACACCCAGAAGUAACUUCACUUAAAACUUUUGUAGAACAGCAAGAUAACAGCAUCAGAGAUCUUCUCCAGACCGUGGAAGAACAAUAUAGACAAUUAAACCAACAGCAUAGUCAAAUAAAAGAAAUAGAAAAUCAGUUAAGAAGAACUGGUAUUCAAGAAUCCACAGAAAAUUCUCUUUCUUCAAGACCAAGAGCACCCAGAACUACUCCCUCUCUGCAUUUAAAUGAAACAAACAAUGUAGAACAUGAUGACAUUCCUGCUGAUUGUACCACCAUUUAUAACAAAGGUGAACACACAAGUGGCAUCUAUUCUAUUAAACCCAGCGGCUCUCAAGUUUUUAAUGUCUACUGUGAUGUUAAAUCAGGUAGUUCAUGGACAUUAAUUCAACAACGAAUAGAUGGAUCACAAAACUUCAAUGAAACUUGGGAAAACUACAGACAUGGUUUUGGGCAGCUCAAUGGAGAAUUUUGGUUGGGUCUAGAGAAGAUAUACUCCAUAGUAAAGCAAUCUAAUUACAUUUUACGAAUUGAGCUAGAAGAUUGGAAAGACACCAAGCAUUACAUUGAAUAUUCUUUUCACUUGGGAAAUCAUGAAACCAACUACAAACUACACCUAGUUGAGAUUACUGGCAACGUCCCCAACGCACUCCCGGAAAACAAAGAUUUGGUGUUUUCUACUUGGGAUCACAAAGCAAAAGGACACUACAGCUGUCCAGAAGGUUAUUCAGGAGGCUGGUGGUCGUACGAUGUAUGUGAGGAAAACAACCUAAAUGGUAAAUAUAACAAGCCAAGAGCAAAAACUAGGCCAGAGAAGAGAAGAGGAAUAUGUUGGAAGUCUCAGAAUGGAAGGUUAUACUGUAUCAAAUCAACCAAAAUGUUGAUCCAUCCAACAAGUUCAGAAAGCUCUGAAUGAACUAAGGCAAAUUAAAAAGCCAAUAAAUUAAGCAUUAAAAUCAUCCCAAAUUACUGUGGUUUAAUAAUCUGGUAUUAAAUCCCUAAUAGAAGGCUUUAGAAAAAGAUUACUGUUGAUUUAAGAUUAAACAUAUCAUCAUCAUAUCACCCAACAGAAUAUAAUUUACCUUCUCAAUCAAAGUCUUAUGAUAUCAUUUAUUCAUUCAUUUUGUGAUAUGGAAAUCAAUUUUAGUUGGUCACAAUCUAAAUUUUAACCAAUGGAUGAAUAUUUAAAUUACUUUUUUUAAAUAAAAAACUUACAAAGAGACUUUUAUUUUAAAAGUCAUUAUGUUGGUUACUUUCACAACUUCCCCAGUUAAAAAAGACUAGUUUACUUGCUAAAAUUCUAAACU
Miniopterus natalensis is the source of this 2886-nucleotide messenger RNA. The record is from RefSeq and is a predicted model, not a curated record. NCBI's taxonomy places the organism in Eukaryota, Metazoa, Chordata, Mammalia, Chiroptera, Miniopteridae.